Messenger RNA from Chinchilla lanigera (long-tailed chinchilla), 2602 nucleotides. It is a transcript of the gene Mybl2, whose product is annotated as v-myb avian myeloblastosis viral oncogene homolog-like 2. Gene Ontology annotation, molecular function: RNA polymerase II cis-regulatory region sequence-specific DNA binding; DNA-binding transcription factor activity, RNA polymerase II-specific. Gene Ontology annotation, cellular component: nucleus. The record is from RefSeq and is a predicted model, not a curated record. Bases 84 to 2198 code for a protein of 704 amino acids. Lineage: Eukaryota; Metazoa; Chordata; Mammalia; Rodentia; Chinchillidae. The transcript is spliced from 15 exons. Gene Ontology annotation, biological process: regulation of DNA-templated transcription.
UAUUGAUUCCCCAGAGAGCCACUUCUGAUACUCCUUUGUACCCCGGUGCCCCACUUUCCACUCAGCCUCUGAUUCAUGAGGCCAUGGAGCAGAACCAGCACAUCCAAGGAAAAGAGAAAGGCGAGGAGCUGGAUGAGCUGCACUACCAGGACACCGACUCAGAAGUGCUGGAGCAGAGGGACAGCAAGUGUAAGGUCAAAUGGACGCACGAGGAGGACGAGCAACUGAGGGCCUUGGUGAAGCAGUUUGGACAGCAAGACUGGAAGUUCCUGGCCAGCCAUUUUCCUAACCGCACAGACCAGCAAUGCCAGUACCGGUGGCUGAGGGUUUUGAAUCCAGACCUUGUCAAGGGUCCAUGGACCAAAGAGGAAGACCAGAAGGUCAUUGAGCUGGUCAAGAAGUAUGGCACGAAGCAGUGGACACUAAUUGCCAAGCACCUGAAGGGCCGCCUGGGGAAGCAGUGCCGCGAGCGCUGGCACAACCACCUGAAUCCCGAGGUGAAGAAGUCGUGCUGGACCGAGGAGGAGGACCGGAUCAUUUGUGAGGCGCACAAAGUGCUGGGCAACCGCUGGGCAGAGAUCGCCAAGAUGCUGCCUGGGAGGACGGACAAUGCGGUGAAGAACCACUGGAACUCCACCAUCAAAAGGAAGGUGGACACCGGAGGCUUCCUGGGUGAAUCUAAAGACUGCAAGCCCCCUGUGUACUUGCUGCUGGAGCUGGAGGACCAGGAUGGCUCCCAGGGUGCCCAGCCCGCCGAAGGCCAGGGAAGCCUUGUGACCAGCUGGCCCCCGGCACCCCUCGCCAUGAAGGAAGAGGAGGGCAGUGAGGAGGAAGCUUCCGUAGCCGUUACUUCUAAGGAGCAGGAGCCUGGCCCCACAGAGCUGGAUGCGGUGCACACACCGGAGCCCUCGGAGUUCCCCAAGCAGGAAGACGAGGAGGGCUCCUCGCCGGAAAUCAGCCUGCCCUACAAGUGGGUGGUGGAGGCGGCAAACCUCCUUAUCCCCGCUGUGGGCACCAGUUUCUCUGAAGCACUGGACUUGAUCGAGUCGGACCCGGAUGCCUGGUAUGACCUGAGUAAGUUCGACCUUCCCGAGGAGCCUGCAGAGGGCAGCAUCACAGGCAGCCCCGUGCAGCCCCAGGCAGCGCAGCAGCAGCAGGCACUGCCAACCCGCCAGCCGGCCUCCUUGGGGCCGACUGUGACCGAGUACCGCCUGGACGGCCACACCAUCUCGGACCUGAGCCGCAGCAGCCGGGGCGAGCUCAUCCCCAUCUCCCCCAGCACUGAGGUCGGGGGCUCGGGUAUUGGCACACCGCCCUCCGUGCUCAAGAGGCAGAAGAAGCGGCGUGUGGCCCUGUCCCCUGUCACGGAGAACAGUGCCAGCCUGUCCUUUCUGGACUCUUGUAACAGCCUCACUCCCAAGAGCACACCUGUCAAGACGCUGCCCUUCUCACCCUCCCAGUUUCUGAACUUCUGGAACAAACAGGACACCCUGGAGCUGGAGAGCCCCUCGCUGACGUCCACUCCAGUGUGCAGCCAGAAGGUGGUGGUCACCACGCCCCUACACCGGGAUAAGACGCCCCUGCACCAGAAGCACGCUGCGUUCGUAACCCCGGAUCAGAAGUACUCCAUGGACAACACUCCCCACACACCAACCCCGUUCAAGAAUGCCCUGGAGAAGUACGGGCCGCUGAAGCCCCUGCCCCAGACCCCGCACCUGGAGGAGGACCUGAAGGAAGUGCUGCGAUCCGAGGCCGGCAUUGAGCUCGUUGUUGAGGAUGAAGGGAGGCCCGAGAAGCAGACGAGGAAGCCUGGGCUGCGGCGGAGCCCCAUCAAGAAAGUCCGCAAGUCCCUGGCUCUUGACAUCGUGGAUGAGGACGUGAAGCUGGUGAUGUCCACGCUGCCCAAGUCUCUGUCUCUGCCUCCAAAUGUCCCAUCCAGCUCCUCCAGCCUCAGCCUGCCAAGUGUCAAAGAGGACAACAACCUGCUCAACCAGGGCUUCCUGCAGGCCAAGCCCGGGAAGGCAGCGGCAGCCCAGAAGCCCCGGAGCCACUUUCCAGCCCCCGCCCCUAUGACCAGCGCCUGGAAGACGGUGGCCUGUGGGGGGACCAAGGACCAGCUCUUCAUGCAGGAAAAAGCCCGGCAGCUCCUGGGCCGCUUAAAGCCCAGCCACACUUCUCGGACCCUCAUCUUGUCCUGAAGGGCUUGGAGGAGGGAGGGCGCACGUCAUUCUCAUGUUUACAGGGGCUGGGGGUGGCGCGGUGCGGUCUGAAUUUAGAGUCACACUCAGGUGACCAGUUGCAGGGAGCCUUCUGCCACCAGCCCUUCCUCAAACUGCUCAGGAGGCGCAGGAGGGCUACCUGUCCUGUCGCCAAGUCUAGCUGCGGGCGGCUCCUGGUGCUCACGGAACAAAGUCCCACUCCUAGGCCUGCCUGUCCCUCCUCCCUGAUGCCUCGGGGAGCCCCAGUGAGCUUCUCCCAAGCCCUGGGCAGGGUUGGCCUCAUCUCAGACCCUUGCUUAGGACAGGGGCAUGGCUGGGGUGCUUCUUUCCUCAGCCUCUGUUGGUAUAUUGUCUUGAAGUAAUAAAUUGCCUUUCUCCUUGUA